AUGGAGGCCCCUGGCGGGGCCGCCGUGAAACGAGUGAAAGCAGAGAGUGGCGAUGAGUCUGAAACCCGCGAGGAGGACGCUGCCGCAGGCCCACACAGGUCCCGUCGCGGGAAGGGUGCCGUCGGCGCCGCUGCCCUGUGCGUGAUCAUUCGCACGUGCGUGACGUGCGUGCAUAGCACGAACGAGCCUAACCCAUUCACCAGCGGCCCGCACAAGGACUGGGCGCACUGGCCGUGGGCCCACGGCGAGAGCGGCGCUCCCAUCGGCAAGCAGUGCAGGGUCUGUUCCAUGGCUUUCAUACUCGCAGGCUUCAACCUCAAAUACAAAGGGCUCAAGGAGCUCUACAGGGACAUGAAAACGAGCAAAACCUUGACCGACGAGUUCGUGAACUGCGGGAAGAAGCUGAUUCACCUUGCGAACGACGGCGUCAUCAAGACCAGAGUCAAGGGCAGCCUGAAGGACGAGGUUAGCGCGAUCAUGGGCGAGAUCAGGACGAAGACCGUGGAGGUAAUCAAGCGCACAGGAGUCCACGUGAAGGAGCGCUUCCGCGCAGUGACCCUGACCCGUUGGAAAAAGAAGUACCCGUCGAGCGAUCCCAAAGCUGAGGGCAUGCUGAUGAAGGAGUUGGAAAUCCAUGGCGAGAAGCAGAUGUGCGUUUUUGUGAGACAACUUCCAGCAGGAGAGUUCGACGUUGAAGUUGAUGAGAGUUUGGAGACGCUACUUCGCGAGACGUACGACAAUGGAAAGCUCAGCCUCCGCGACAACCAGCAGUCUGACAUGGUUGGGCGACUCCAGCGGGGCCAAGUAGCACAGCUGAUGCCAGAUCAGGACGGCAAGGAGAUCCCAGAUGAGCGGAUGGUUCAGAAGAAGUACGGCAAGCUGGCGGAGGAGCAGCGCAGCCGGAGCCCGCGCGGAGCAGGCGGAGCAGACAAGAAGGGCCGCGGCAAGGGCUCGAUCAUCCCGAGCGACCCCAACGAGAUCCUCAAGCGCGAUAAGUUUUUCGAGGUUGAGAACAUCUUCAAAGAUGUCGUGGAGCGUCUCAUGCAGGAGCCGUUCGAUUCCACCCUCAUCUCCAUGGGCGAUGCUAAGGAAUUCCAGCAGGAGGGGAAGAAAUUGCUCACGAAGUUGCAAGGCGUUCAGAAGGACAUCGUCCGCGUGGAGACCCUGGUGAGUCGUCGGCAGAACACGCCGCAGGAGGUGACGAACAAAGUCAAGGCGUUGAGGACGAAGGUGAGGCAUAUGAUAUAUGUGAUGACGGAGUUGCUCAGCGUCAACAAGGCCGUCGACACGGAGCGCUUGAACACUUGCAUCGGCAUCUUGUCUGCAGAUGAUGCUGACCCUGGUACGGCAAUGAAGGUGAUGCUCUUCCGAAGCGUCUGUGCCGACCUGGUUCGCUUCGACAAGACGGAGACUUUGAAGGCUGAGCUGGACCUCGAGGAUGGCUUCUGCGCUCGCUACCAGAUCGGUGCCAAGUCCGAUCGCCAGUUGGUGAACAAGUACGUCGUCGAGUCGGGCCUCUUCAAGAUUCUGGACCUGAUCGCGGGCAAGAAAAGCGAUGCCGAUCGCAAUGUUCUCCAGCGAGCUAUUUGUCUGUGCGAGGCUGCGAAGGACUCUGUCCCCGAUGAGAUGUCUCAAUGCCUUCGCAGUUGUAUCGUUAUCUUUGGUUCUGCAGAGGAUGGCGUUGAUUUCGCGGUGCAGGAGACGGAGGCGGAUGCAGCUCAAGAGAAAAAGAGAGACACCGCUUCGGCAGGUUUCAUGAAGACCAUUAUGCAUCACGAGAGUUGGCCGAGGAUCCUCUCCAUGGCCCGUGCGGCGAUCGCCGAGAAGAAGAAGCGGACAUCGGGGCAGAACUUGACGAGGCAGCUCCAGACAAGCUUUGCCAAGCUACUCUCACAGGCCGACUUUUCCUCGAGCGUGGACCUUGCCGAUGCCGAGUCCUUCAAGUCGUCCCUGGCGAACGUACUUGCCGACAUCAAGGAGAGCGACCCCAACGACCCUCCCGUGCAGAAGUUUGUCGAGUUCCUGAAAGCGCACAAGCAGGCCACGUUGCAGGCGCUUGGCCAGGCCGCGGGCGAGCGCGGCGGCGUCAUCGACAGCCUCCUCGAGUGCACCGAGAAGGAGAUCCUUGAGACCCGGAAGUGCAAUACUAAGAAGUUCUUGGAGAGAGUGCGCGAGUUCGUUCAGGCGUCGAGCGUGCACGUCGAGCUGGUACAAGCUAAGCCUUGGAGGUAUAAGUCGGAGCACAUCGAAGACGCUGUAACAUCCAACGUGAAGGCCGAGAAUACUGCAGGGCAAUACGUGGAGCUCUUGUGCCUGUUGUGCGACUGUGCAGCCCAGCAUGACAACGUGAGCGACGAGUCGUCCAACUUCUUCGGCGUCGUCCAUUCGAUGAACAAGUUGGUUGAGCAGAUGGGGGACGAGAUCGGCCCCGACCUGAGGGAGAUGAUCAAUCGCUUCAAGGACAAGUUUAACGUGGAGGGGCGCGGCAAGCUGGACGCCAAUGAGAAGUACUUGCCAGACUUGCGGCGAAGAUCCGCCAUUGCCAUCUCCAAAGUAAUCAAUCCCGACAAACCUGGGGAGCUAGACGCCGAGGUUGCCAACGCCGCUGUUGGUUUGGAGCCCUUGCUGCACAAAGCCCAGCAAGCGUUGGCGCUGAUCAAGGAGGGCGACGAUGAUUGCAUGGUGGCCGAGGUCAUCUUCAACGAGAGCGUCAUCAAGAUCGCGCAGUUCCACCACCAAAUUGGGGAUUUCGGUGUGAAUACGGCUACGCCGCCAGACGCCUUCCUGAAACCUUGCGCGAAACUCGUCCACAGUGCACUCAAGACGCCAGGGGGCGCUGAGAAGAUUCAACAGUUCAUGCUAAAGAUCUUCCCCACGCUCGAUGCUGACAAGGUGGAGUCGUUUUCGCAGUGGAUCGUAGGGGUGCUCGAGUAUGCGGCGGAUUAUGUUGACAACCGCCUGGAGGUGAUCAAUGCUAAGGCAGAGGAGGCCGACGCGGCCCUGGACGUCCUAACCGAUGAGUACGACAUUCAGUCUUCUACGCACGCGAUCACGGAGGCGUACAAGGCCGCUCGCAUCGCUUUGAAGAAGGUCAUCGGCGAGUUGACGGAAGCCACAGCCAAGUACGAUCUACCGUUGGGUAGGUAUCCGAUUAUCGAGAGUGGGGACAGGAAGGUGGGGACGGCGCUGGAGAAGAUCUGCUACUGGGGCGUCAAUAGUUUGCUCAAGAAAGAGGACAUCGAGAACGAGAAAACUGGCAAGGAUGCUCGCAAGGUCUUGAGGGACAUCUGGGUCAACCAAAUUCUGGCCAAAGGGUUUCAGCCCCCUGCUGACAUCACCGCGAACGUCACGAAUGUGCUCGCAGUCGACAAGAAGACCUUGAAGAGUAAGAAGGCCGCGGGCACCAUGGGCGACGCUGCCGCUGAUGGCUGCGCAGAUCCUCAAACGAAAAAGAAGGCCAAAGCACAACAGGUACCUGGAACAGGUGGCGAAGAGGCGACGGUGGAACCAAUCGAGCAGAAGAAGGAACGGAAGGACAAGGGAGCCCAACCCAAGCAGAAGAAGGACAAAAAGGAAAAUAAGGAAAAGAAGGAAAAGAAGGAAAAGAAGGGUGACAAGAAGGAUAAGAAAACAGACAAGACCAGGACCACCGACAAGAAAGAGAAGAAGCGUAGGAAGGGCGCUGGAGACAUCGAUUGA
Molecule: messenger RNA, 3699 nt
Organism: Prorocentrum cordatum
Lineage: Eukaryota; Dinophyceae; Prorocentrales; Prorocentraceae
Source: the annotation of a GenBank genome assembly